Molecule: messenger RNA, 7890 nt
Organism: Chondrus crispus (carragheen)
Lineage: Eukaryota; Rhodophyta; Florideophyceae; Gigartinales; Gigartinaceae
Exons: 10
Coding region: 1-7647 (2548 amino acids)
Biological process (GO): TOR signaling; negative regulation of macroautophagy
Cellular component (GO): TORC2 complex; TORC1 complex; nucleus
Molecular function (GO): protein-containing complex binding; protein serine/threonine kinase activity; protein binding
Source: RefSeq, a predicted model, not a curated record
AUGGUGAUUACUAGCUUGGCAAGGGAAAAGCGCGUCAGCAGUGUCAUCUUUUGUCGCCAAGCCCCAAAGCUAUGCCGCGACAUGUGGAGGGUGUGUUGGGAUCCCAAGGCACGCAUCCGCGAAUGCGGCGUCCGCGCUCUGCAAGCUGUCCUCGAAAUUACCGUCACCCGCGCGGAGAAGGUUGUUGUGUCCCGUACCGUGCCUCUCGCGACAAGCUCGUCUUCGCCCAAGGCUAACAAGGGUGUCCCAGUCGUCCAUGGCUCCAUGGCAGUCCUAGGCACUCUAUUGUUCUCCGACAAGACCGUGUCCUUCAUGCAUCCGUAUGCGGCAGAGCUUUGUAACCUUGUCCUGCGCUAUCAAACGUGCAAGGAACCCUUAUUAAGGCAGGCCCUGGCUUGGCUCCUUCCCGCGCUUGUCCGAUUGGACGGCGACUUGUUCGCCAACCGCUUUCUGAAUAGUGUUCAUACCUCUACCCUUGGCUUAAUUGAGAAUCCUCGCUUUCCGGGAGAGGAGAGGGGUCGUUCUUUGGUUGCGCUUGCGGAAAUUGCGAAACAAAUGCCCCCUGACAGCAGCACCACUCUCAUCCCAGAUAUGCUUCGUGUUUGUCGAGAGGCCCUUCGCCUUUCGGACGCCUUCCACGACUAUCACCUCAUUCCGGAGCAUGACGUCAUUUUGGCCAUUUCGCAACUUGCUAAAGCCGAAAGAUGCGGGCCAUUCUUUGAAAAGGCCGUCAGGGAAGGCUUGCUCACCCAAAUGUUCAAUACAAAUUUUACAAACAGUCUGGUCAUGGCUGUGGACAAUAUUGGAAAUGUGGUUCCAACGUUCGCCGAGCCCAUUCGGCUCCGUCUUGUCCACCUAAUUGCUGCCACUCUGAAGAAGAGAAUGAAAGGCAGAAGCGAUGGCUUCUCUCCAACACAAUCAAAGGACUCCUCCGUUGCGGACCGUAGGCCCAAGUUGGGAGCGAGGAACGGCGUUGUUCCGAGAACACAAUCACUCAUGUCUCUGGAGGUUUCUCCACGGCAGACUGAUACGCGAAUGAAGUCUGCUAGUAUGCAGCCUGGACUCCAAAAAGCAGGCAAGGGCGACAAAGACAUUUCCGCAAGUCCCCAAGCUAAGAGCCGCGACUAUUUUCGGCCCUCCCCCAUCAUUGACGAGCUCUACCGCAUCGACUCAAGUCCGGAUCUGGCUUCAAGGCCUGAAGUUAAGGCUUUCAAUGCCCUCUUGAAAGAGGACUUGAUGGAGAGAUCAUUUUCCGGUCGGACUGAAAAUACUUUUAUGCCUCCUGAACCUAGUCAAGAUGUCGAGAUAGAUCAGAACAACUCCCCAUGCGUAGCCUUGAAGGCAAUCGUGAAUUAUGAUUUUUCAGACAUGCAAGUGCAAGACUUUAUCUCCUUCGCCACUGAAUUUGUGAUUGGGUAUGUGGAGCAAAACAGUGUUAAAGUGAGGGUACUUGCGGUCGCCGCGUGCGCGAAGCUCAUGCUUAGUGCGGCUGAGCUUUGGGCCGGACCAACGAGCGCUCGGCGACUGCCAAAGCAGUUACGACGAGGAAUUCAUUUGAUUCUCGAGCAGCUCUUGUCAAUAGCUGUCGCAGAUCCAUCUAUCGACGUGAGAUACGUUGCGAUCCGGUCUUUGGAUCAACAGAUUUUUUAUCCAUACCUUUUGCAACCAGAAAUGCUCGAAAAGCUGUUUCUCUGCUGCCUUGACGAGAGUCUCGCAAUGAGAGAUACUGCGUUGGCUAUCGCGGGACGUCUUAGCCAGCGAAAUCCAGCCCAUGUGCUGCCGUCUCUGAGAAAUCAAUUGGUACAUUUCAUGACUGUGUUAAAGUGUGAUGGAGAGUGCUUUGCUACCGAGCGGCGACGAGCCACUGAACUCCUUUACACCCUUGUACACAAUGCCCCUGGACUUACUGUACCAUACACGACGACAUUGAUGGAGGCGCUUCUCCUUCGACUGCAAGAAGCCCAUCGCUUUAGUGACCCGGGAAUGGCGUUACCACUCUUGAAGUCAGUGGCAGAGUUGGGUGGUACGAUGGGUCGCAUUGAUCUUCCCUUUCGCGCUCUUGCUGCAUUUGUUCAGAACACGGCUCAAGCCAUAAAACCCUACAUAGAACACCCACAGUUGCUUCCAGAAUUGAUUCAAUCGUUACAAGGGGAAGCGGACGAAGAGGUGAGAUUGCAUGCUGAAAUUUUGCUUGGAUCAUUGGGAGCGGUGGACCCUGAUGAGCACAAACACGUCGCAAUUAUCAACUAUAGGGCAAAGGAAUCUUCUGUGGAUAGAAUGCCCGGUGGCGCAAGUCAGGGCCAUUCCACAUAUCGACAGAGUGCCUCGGCUCCUCAUAUCCUUUUGCCUUGGAAUACUGCCGGUUAUACCUUGCGCACCGUCGGAGCCGAAGGCAAAGGACCCCUGACAGAACAAGAACAUAAAAUACAAGAGAGAUAUGGUAUACAAGACAAGAAAACAAAUCGAUUAGCCAUGAAGACCGGUACAUAUCAGGGUGGUCCAAAGAAGCCUGCAAGAAAUCUAGAAGAAGAUCAAAUUGACAUCGAGACCUAUGAGGAGGAGUUGACAGUAUCUCUUGCUUUGUUUGAACUGGGGAGCACCAAACUCAUGAAGAAAAUUGCGGGAUAUUCCCCGCCGUGGGCAGAGCCAGAAAUGAUCAAAGAUUCACUAAUCGGUCGACUUGAGCAUCCCUUCACGGCCAGUCCGGAUUACUUUCCGUCUGCUGCUCUUGAGGGCCUGCACAAAAUAAUAGGUAACCCGCGACUUCGCGAUCAACAUCGAGAAGCUUGUCAGGCAAUCGUUUACAUCUUGAAAUCUGUCGGUCCAAAAUGUGCAAACUUCCUUCCGUCUGUGGUUCCCAGAAUCGAAUGGCUACUAGCACAAUCCCUGGCUAAGGACUCGAGAAAAGGCACGAGAUUCGGUCAGUUGGAACAGCAUCUUAUGCAAAGAUUGGCCGACAUUGUAGCUACGGCUGGUCAUAUGUAUCGUCCCUUUACGUUUGACACCGUCCUCCUUGUAUUGGCGUUUUUUAAUUCUGCAAAGCAAUCUGCUGGUUGCGUGACCAGCGCAUGUACUCUUCUUUCCCGGCUUUCUGGAGCAAUUGAUGCCGAGUUCAAGCCUGUCAUUGCUACAGUACUUCCGUUCCUUCUGAAUGCCAUGGUACAGGACCGCUCUGCUAACGGGGCGAUAUCCACAGCAGUCUUGCGAACUUUAGAAUCAUUCGGCAACCUCCUAGGCAAUUACCACUCUAUUGUUCUAGUAACCUUAAUGGAAGUUGUUUCCACAAGAGCGUGCUUUACAAUCAAGGCGGCAGCUCUAACAACUCUCAUUCGCAUCGUCAGUUGCUAUAAGUAUGUAGAGGUGUUUUCUUGUGUGAUGCACCCCCUCAUGAAGAUUCUAGCCGGGGCAAGGGAUCGCACGUAUGAUCGCCCAUCAUUGACUUCUGCAUUAACUGAAAUUGGCGUCCGCGCAUCCAAGCGUUUCGACGUCUUUGUUCCAGUCGUCGCGAAAGCCUUGCGAGCUAGCAACGUGCAAAGGUCAAAAGAAAUGGUGUACCGUGCUUUGAAGGCCUGUCUGAUGAGAAGGGAUCCAGAUAUCGUCCGCGAGCUGCUAGAGGAGGAACAGGGAACAACGUUCGGAAGUAUGCCAGUUCUGCACGAGGGGGGAAUGGAUGGUUCUGGAAUGAGUUCUUUUGAUAGCCCGGAACUGGUCGCAAAGUGGGAAGUGAAUCACAACUGCACAGCCCAGGACUGGAUGAAUUGGUUUAGCAGUGUUGGGGCCGUAAUGUUUGAGCAGUCCGGUUCCCCAGCUUUCCGGGCGUGUGGACGGGUCUCAGACUCAUACCCCGACUUUAUUCGAGAGUUAUUCAAUGCUGCGUUCUUGUCAUGCUGGACCACAAAUUUGAGCCACCAGACUAAGUCUAGGAUUUGCGAUGCCCUUGAAACUGCCAUGUCAUCAGACACGAUUCCUGUCACUAUUCUUCAAGCUAUUUUGUUCCUAUUCGAGUAUAUGGACCACGCCGAAAGACCGCUACCGGCUGCAACAGCAAAGCUUGCCCGAACUGCGUGUAAGUGUGGCGCUUUUGCGAAGGCCGUGAGGUAUCGGGAACAGGACUAUGUGCAACAUUUUGACUCUAAAGAUCAAAUGAAAGAAGAUGUCAUUGGUGAAGAUGGUCUUAUGGAAAUUUAUGAGAAGCUGGGUCAGACCGAAUCGGCCGUUGGCACAGUGAUCCAUUACCAAAAGACUAGUGGCGAGGAAGCGAGCGAAGAGUGGUACGAAAAGCUGCAACAAUGGGACGACGCCUUGAAGUCGUACAGGAAAACAAUACGAUUCCAUAGUGGAAACGAAGAAGAGCGCGAAAGCACGCUUCUUGGGGCUCUGCGAUGCCUCAAUGAGAUCGGAGAAUGGCGGGAAAUGAAUACGCUAUUACAGGAGGCGAGGCAAGCUUGUCAUGGGAAUAUGAACGCAUUGCGGCAACUUGCAUUGCAAGGGAAAGGGGCCUCCGUGACUUUUGACCUAGGCCUCUGGGAUGAGUUUGAGCAGUGUGUGGACGUGCUCGAAACUGACACGUACGACGGGUGCUUUUACCACACGUUACUGUCAAUCGAAUUGGGGAAGGAGCAACCCAUCUAUCUAGACAAGGCAGAAAAGUUUCUGCAUCAGGCUCGCCGCAAGCUUGAUCUUGAACUCACUGCUCGUGUGUCUGAGGCUUAUCCGCGGGCCUAUGUCCACGUCGUCAAUGCCCAGCUACUUGUGGAAAUGGAAGAAAUAAUUCAAUUCUUGCGGUUAUCACGUAAAGACGCAAUUGCAUUUGGAAAAGGACGGCUUGACGAUGUCUGGACCGAAAGAUUGAAGGGGUGUAAACAUGAUAUGUUCAGUUGGUACAGGCUCUUGAUGAUACGUGCGCUUGUUCAAAGGCCAGUGGACGUGAAAGAGCACUGGCUCGACUUUACGAAUAUAUGCUGGAAGAAUAAGCGUCUUCCUUGGGCAAGUGAAGCAUUGCGCAAGCUGGUUUCAUCUUGCAGUGAGCAAUCUCAAGGAGACAACGCUUAUACCAGUCAGCACCCAGUAUCGGCCAAUAACGUUCCCUUGGUGGGGGAGUGGAACACCAAUUUUUUGCUUUCUAUUAGGGAAGUAGAAGUACGAUUUGCCUGUAUCAAGCACUUGUGGAAUGUGGGAAGAAGAGUUGAGGCCUUCAAAACAUUGGAUGCCUGCCGUGAUGACUUCGCUUUUAGUAGGCUUGAACCUCGUGUGCGUUUCGAAAAUUCUCACUCAGAGGAAGUGAGGCAUAUUGGAAACAAUGGUCAGGCAGUCUUGACUUCGGAUGUGUUCCUUCGACUUGCAGAAUGGGGGGAAACUAUUAUCUGCGAUGGACUUGAGGCGAAUAUUUCCGACGAUCUUCCCCUUACAUACGCCGAUAGGGCUGUACGGAUUCGUCCAGAUUGGGCCGAGGCUUGGCAUUAUUGGGGCAAUUUGAAUGCCAACCGCUUCAAGGCUUUAGUGAAGGGGAACAAAUCGAAACGAAGGCAUCUCGGCAGGCGCUAUUUUGAUCAGGCGGUGAAGGCCUUGUUCACGGCAAUAGAUCUGGAUACAAGUAUGUCCACCCUUGAAGAUUCACUGAAGGUACUAACUUUGUGGUUUAACUACGGCGGUUUUGCAGGAGUACACGCUAUUUUCGAUAAGUGCUUCGAACACACGAACAUCAUUAUGUGGCUGGCUGUAGUACCGCAAAUAAUUGCUCGUCUGUACUCCCCGUUUCAACAAGUUCAGGCGGGAGUGAAGAAGCUCUUGACGAAAAUUGGGAAACAACAUCCGCAAAUAGCAGUUUACCCACUUACAGUCGCAAAAGGAGCUAUUGGAGAGGGUCUCCUGAAGCGCAGGAAGGCGGCUGACGAAAUUCUUGCGGAGCUGAAGGUACAUCACCGUGAACUUGUUGAGCAGUCUGACCUUGUUUCCACAGAGCUCGUGAGAGCCGCGAUUGUCUGGGCAGAGUUAUGGUUUGAAAAGCUAGAAGAAGCUUCGAAGUUGUACUUUGUCGAACAUAAUACUGGAGAGAUGUUGGAUAUUUUGCUUCGCCUUCACGAAGAAAUAGAGCGGGGUGCCAAAACUGAAUAUGAAGAAAACUUCAUUAAUGAGUUCGGAAAGACUUUGAAGGACGCGGCGAAUCUGAUCCGGAGAAAGGAAUCUACCCGGAACUACAUGAUUGCUGCAUGGCAGCAUUACCACGAGGUGUUUGGUAAACUUCAGAAAGUGCAAAACUCAAUGAUGCUCAUGGAUUUAGAGAAAGUGUCAAGGCGUUUGCAUGAGGCAUCAGAUCUCGUGUUGGCAAUUCCUGGGACGUAUGAUCCCAACAACAAAGAAGAAGUAAUCGGGAUUCGCAAGUUUGGCGCGCAUCUCUACGUUCUUCAAAGCAAGCAACGUCCUCGUAAGCUUUCUAUGCUUGGUAGUGAUGGACGAGAGUACGAUUUCCUGCUGAAGGGGCAUGAAGACCUUCGGCAAGACGAACGGGUGAUGCAAGUUUUCCGCCUCAUCAACAAGAUAUUCGCGAAGAGCACGCAUCGUGUUGUUCUAACAGGGGUAGAAAUGAAGACAUACACGGUUGUGAGUUUGUCAUCCAAUGUCGGUUUGAUUGAAUGGGUUCCUGAAUGUGACACAAUGCAUGCUCUUGUGAAGGAAUAUCGAGAGGUCCGCAAGAUCAUGCCGAAUGUGGAGCAUAAAGUUAUGCUUCGGCUUGCAGCUGAACCGGAUCGACUACCGCUGCUGCAUAAGGUGGAUUUGUUCGAAGCAAUGCUUCAGCAAACCGGUAGCGUGGAUAUCGCGAAAGUUCUUUGGCUUCAGAGUAGAAACUCAGAAAUUUGGUUGGAGACCAGAAAUACGUAUGCCAAAUCGCUAGCGACAACUUCAAUGACGGGUUAUCUUCUCGGACUCGGGGAUCGACACCCUUCGAAUCUGAUGAUCGAACGUUCGACAGGCCGAGUAAUGCAUAUUGAUUUUGGUGACUGUUUCGAGGUUGCUAUGAGUCGGGAUAAAUUCCCAGAAACGGUUCCGUUCAGGCUGACGAGAAUGCUUGUUCAUGCCCUCGAACCUUGCGGCGUCGAUGGAUUUUUCCGGCAUACAGCGGAAGCCACGAUGGAAGUUUUGCGCCAACGAGAUCCGAGAGAAUCUUUAAUGUCGCUGAUGGAAGCCUUUGUUUAUGAUCCCCUAUUGCGAUGGAAGUUAAUUGGGCCAGAAGAGCUUGAUCAGAUCCGCAAGGAAAGUAGGAGCGCCAGGGCUGAAGCAAAUGCAACGAACGGAAUGGCACCAGACACAUUACAACCGUCACGUCAGGACACCGAAGAGUCGGAGGAGAUGCCCGAAAUAAAGAGUCUUGAAGCAACAGGGUGUCUUUCCCGCUCUGUUCGAAAAGCGCGAAUGCGACAAAUGCGGGCUGUUCGUAAUGGGGAUCAGUUUCAUGAUGAGAAGAUUAUAGGGAUCUCGAAAGAAAAGGCGAGAUGUGCUUUAGAGAGAUUUGAAUCCAAACUGUACGGGACAGACUUCGAACGGAACGUGGAGUUAUCCGUUGCGGAGCAAGUUAAUCGCUUGAUUGAAGAUGCACAAAGUAUUGAGAACCUUUGUGCGUUAUUUAUGGGCUGGUGUGCCUUUUGGUGAUGGAGGUGGAGUUUUUGAUCGGGGUAUCAAAGGGCGUGCAUACGGCUUUGAUGGCUGCCAAGACUUGAUGUAGAUUAAUUGGAGGAGGGAGAUAGAAAGUUUUCGCUUCUAGAGCGGCAAUGUACAAUACGAAGGAGGGGAGGACAGGCACCAACUUCUAUGACCGGCUUUUGAUUUGGUGAAGAGACCAAAUUGUAUACUAUAGUGCUGAGGUAUGUACUUGUAAACCAUGUUUCGUUCCCA